Molecule: messenger RNA, 1434 nt
Organism: Otolemur garnettii (small-eared galago)
Lineage: Eukaryota; Metazoa; Chordata; Mammalia; Primates; Galagidae
Gene: HAUS4
Product: HAUS augmin like complex subunit 4
Exons: 7
Coding region: 433-1146 (237 amino acids)
Biological process (GO): centrosome cycle; spindle assembly
Cellular component (GO): HAUS complex
Molecular function (GO): microtubule minus-end binding
Source: RefSeq, a predicted model, not a curated record
CCGCCCACUCCUUCCUCCCUCGCGGCCUCUCCUGCACUUGCGGCCUCUUCCUUUCCUGGGCCUUCCUGUGCGGUGCCCCCCGACCUCGGUUCCCCCAACCCCUGCGCGAGGCUGGAGUGCGAGGUUCCGGAGCCCUGGUGCGGGCAGGGUCCCGGCGUAGACGCUGCCGGCCAACCCCCUCAGCCUCCUCGGCAGUCCCUCGGUUGCUUCAGCUGCCCCAGGGUGUGCAGGUUUGCUUCAGAAGUUGGGCGGGCGCCGCUGUGGGGAGGAGAGCGGGGAGAGUCAAUGUGGCCAGCCCCUGGUCUCCGGCCGCCACGGCGGUCCUCGCCCUUGGGAAUCCUUGGGCGCCCAGACAGAAUGGAAGUAGGCGCCGGAGAGCCCGUUCUGCAUUUUGAUUCAUCUCGGGCCCUAUAAGAAUCCCAAGCAAAUCAAAUGGCAUCUGGAGAUCUCUGCUCACCUGCAGAAGGGAUGGAAAUACUUCAACAAGUGUGCAGCAAACAGCUUCCUCCUUGUAACCUGAGUGAAGAGGACCUAUUACAGAACCCAUACUUCAGCAAGCUGCUUCUGAGUCUCUCACAGCAUGUGGAUGAGACUGGCUUAAGCCUCACCCUGGCAAAGGAGCAGGCUCAGGCAUGGAAGGAAGUUCGACUGCAUAAGACAACAUGGUUGAGGUCUGAGAUUUUACAGAGAGUCAUUCAAGAGCUACUUGUAGAUUACUAUGUGAAGACACAAGACACAAAUUUAACUUCUGAGGACAAAAAGGUGCUUCUCCGCUGCCUCACCUUGCUACAGAGGCUUCUUCAGGAACACCGGCUAAAGACCCAGUCUGAGCUAGACGGCAUUAAUGCCCAGUACCUGGAAAUCAAGUGCAGUGCCAUGAUCCUUAAGCUGAGGAAGGAGGAACUAAAGAUUUUGUCUGACACUUACACUGCCGAGAAAGUGGAAGUUCAUCGUCUCAUUAGGGACCGUUUGGAGGGAGCCAUUCGCCUACAAGAGCAAGACAUGGAAAAGUCAAGACAGGUCCUGAACAACUAUGAGGUUCUUGGGGAGGAGUUUGACAGGCUAGUAAAAGAGUACACCCAACUCAAGCAGGCAACUGAGAACAAGCGCUGGGCCCUCCAGGAGUUCAACAAGGCAUACCAUUGAGUGCUGGCAGGGCCAGGAAACAUGGCUUCUGCACAGCCACUGCCUCCUACUCUCUCUUCUAACAGGACCAUUUUCACCUGGGGCUGCCUUCAUCACAAGGGAGUGUGGAGAUGUUUGCUUAAAAUGGUAGUCAUUUAGGUACCCUCCUGGUUUCUCUUGUCUACAAUGACUGAACCUCUUCUAGGAAAUGUAGCAAGCAGAUUUAUAUGAUUUUGUGCAUAGCUUCUCAGUGUCAGCUCCAUAUUGUAUUUGAUUAUCUCCUGAAUAAAGUGAUGAUAUUAUAUCUUA